Messenger RNA from Penicillium atrosanguineum, 1596 nucleotides. Its product is annotated as DUF1996 and WSC domain-containing protein. The transcript is spliced from 3 exons. The record is from RefSeq and is a predicted model, not a curated record. Bases 1 to 1596 code for a protein of 531 amino acids. Lineage: Eukaryota; Fungi; Ascomycota; Eurotiomycetes; Eurotiales; Aspergillaceae.
AUGCAUUUCAAUGUUAUAGCGGCCCAUUUGGCUGGCUUGCUCGCGAUAGUAUCCGCAAAAGACUCGCGAACCUUCGCCGUGAACCACUUCUAUGGUCAAGGCCCACUCACUGAGGGCCGGAUGGAUCCUAUCAUUAGCCCCGGUACUGCAUCGAGCCACGUCCAUGCUAUCCAAGGAGGAAGCAACUUCAACCUGACCAUGGAGAAUGACGCCCUGCUCGACUCGUCCUGCACCUCUUCUUUGGUUGAGGCAGACAAAAGCAACUACUGGACUCCCUCUCUUUACUUCCAGGACCCAACGAAUGGAAGUUUCAUCUCGGUCCCCAUGUUCUAUAUGAAUGUCUACUACUUCUUUGAACCAACCGAUGAUGAAAUUAAGCCUUUCCCCGUCGGUCUUCGCAUGGUCAGCGGGAACAACAGUUUCCGAACACCACCACCUGGCGGCGCUGCUAAUGUCCUAGAUACAAACGCUGGCACCAUACAACCCGUUCAAUGGACUUGUCCUCGCUCUUCGUACGACACGCCUUCGUACCCCACAACCUCUGAUGGCCUGCACGGUGUCGGUAUUCAAGACCCGAACAACAAAGGUGCUGGAGCCGGCUUCCCGGAUAUGAACUGCGACGGCUAUGCAUCCCCUUUGCGAGCUGAUAUUCAUUUCCCUUCAUGUUACAACCCCAAGGCUGGCCUUGACGCCUACGAGACCAACACGGUGUUCCCAAGUAGUAAGGGAACUACUGGGGGUAAGGCAAAUUGUCCCGAGGGCUGGACUCACCUCCCGCAUAUUUUCUACGAGGUAUACUGGAACACUCCUUUGUUUGCAGAAAUGUGGGAACAGGGGCAGGGGUCGCAGCCGUUCAUUUUGGCCAGCGGGGAUCGUACUGGCUAUUCUCUUCAUGGAGACUUUAUUGCUGGUUGGGAUGUGGAUGUCUUGCAGAAGAUUAUUGAAAACUGCGAUGCUGGUGACUCGGGAAUGGACAAGUGCGCUGACGCUGGCACGAUCAACAAUUCUGCCGACAGCUGUAACAUCGCCAACCUUAUUCCCGAAAAGAUCUCUGGUGUUUUGGAUAAGCUGCCAGGUAACAAUCCUCCAACUGGAUGGGGUCAAGGAGAGACUACAUCACCUGAUGCGUCACAGUCAGCAAGUUCACAGACAACAACCAGCGUGGCUUCUACAUCGAAUGUCGAGACCGAGACUGAGUCCACCACAACAUCCAAAGCCCCUGCGACCGAAACAGGCAUUGCUAGCUGGUCUUAUCUCGGAUGCUAUUCUGACAACACAUCUACCCGAGCACUGACUGGUGUUCAAUUCGCCAACCUGGGAAUUGGAAAGGUCACCUCAACUGGCUGCAUGGAGUACUGCGAUAACGCAGGCUUCAGCUUGGCAGGCACUGAAUACGCUGGACAAUGUUUUUGUGGUAACAAGAUGAAUGGUAACUCUAAGAUUACGGCGGACAAGUGCAAUAUGAAGUGCGAGGGUGAUGCCUCUCAGGUUUGCGGUGGUAGCUCGGCAUUAAGUGUGUACGAGAAGGCCGCGAAGGCUGAAUCGAAGAGAGCGAAUGCACACUUUCGUCGUCAUAUGCAUGGAAAGCAUACUUGA